AGGGAGAAUCCGGGUGGAAGCCGAGAAAUCCAGCCCCGAUAGCAGCGCCCGGUCCCGCCCCGGCCCCCGCCCCGGGGCGCUCGCCACACGCGCGCUGGCCGCCCGGGCCUCCGGAGCCGAUCUCUGGCCGGCACCCACGCUCCAUCACGGGAUCGAACCCGGCUCCCACCGCCGCGAUUCGGGGAGCCUUGGCCCCGGGGGCCCCACCAAGCGAGCAGCAUGUGGUGCCCCCAGGCCUGCCCAGUGUCCUUUGGCCCGCUGCCCAGCCCCCCCAGGAGACCCUGACGCCCUGGGGGCACUUCUUCUGUGCACAGGACCACGUGGGGGUUUGCCAUGGUGACAUAAAGGGGCGCAGAGGAAGGAAGGAGCGCGACCAGCCUGCAGACUGUGCCCCUGGCUGGGAGGAAGGGCCGGGGGCCCAGAUCCUCCACUCCUGCUGCCCACCGAGGGCCGCGCUUGCUAAGUGUCUGUGAAAUUGUUGGUCAGUGGACGACUCUGGUAUUUCCUGCGUGGGGCCUGGGGGUGGCCAGGGCACACGGGCCUCCAGCGGCCGAGGUCUCCGGGGCCAGGAUGCCCGCCCUGGCGCGCCUCCGGAGGCUGUGUCGGCAUGUGUCCCCACAGGCGAUACUUUUCCUGCUGUUCGUCUUCUGCCUGUUCAGCGUUUUUGUCUCGGCCUACUACCUGUAUGGCUGGAAGCGGGGCCUGGAGCCCUCGGCGGACGCCCCUGAGCCUGACUGUGGGGACCCGCCCCCCGUGGCCCCCAGCCGCCUGCUGCCGCUCAAGCCCAUGCAGGCGGCCGCGCCCUCCCGCACGGACCCACUGGUGCUGGUGUUUGUGGAGAGCCUCUACUCACAACUGGGCCAGGAGGUCGUGGCCAUCCUGGAGUCCAGCCGCUUCAAGUACCGCACGGAGAUCGCACCAGGCAAGGGGGACAUGCCCACGCUCACUGACAAGGGCCGUGGCCGCUUCGCCCUCAUCAUUUAUGAGAACAUCCUCAAGUAUGUCAACCUGGACGCCUGGAACCGGGAGCUGUUGGACAAGUACUGUGUGGCCUAUGGUGUGGGCAUCAUCGGCUUCUUCAAGGCCAACGAGAACAGCCUGCUGAGUGCGCAGCUCAAAGGUUUCCCUCUGUUCCUGCACUCAAACCUGGGCCUGAAGGACUGCAGCAUCAACCCCAAGUCCCCGCUGCUCUACGUGACACGGCCCAGCGAGGUAGAGAAGGGCGUGCUACCCGGCGAGGACUGGACGGUGUUCCAGUCAAACCACUCCACCUAUGAGCCGGUACUGCUGGCCAAGACACGCUCCUCCGAGUCCAUCCCGCACCUGGGUGCGGACGCCGGCCUGCAUGCCGCGCUGCACGCCACUGUGGUCCAGGACCUGGGCCUUCACGACGGCAUCCAGCGCGUGCUGUUUGGCAACAACCUCAACUUCUGGCUGCACAAGCUCGUCUUUGUCGACGCCGUGGCCUUCCUCACGGGCAAGCGCCUCUCGCUUCCUCUGGACCGCUACAUCCUGGUGGACAUUGAUGACAUCUUUGUGGGCAAGGAGGGCACACGCAUGAAGGUGGAGGACGUGAAGGCCCUGUUUGAUACGCAAAAUGAACUACGCACACACAUCCCAAACUUCACCUUCAACCUGGGCUACUCAGGGAAAUUCUUCCACACAGGUACUGAUGCUGAGGACGCUGGGGAUGAUCUGCUGCUGUCGUACGUGAAGGAGUUCUGGUGGUUCCCCCACAUGUGGAGCCACAUGCAGCCCCACCUUUUCCACAACCAGUCGGUGUUGGCCGAGCAGAUGGCUCUGAACAAGAAGUUCGCUGUCGAGCACGGCAUCCCCACAGACAUGGGCUAUGCGGUGGCCCCCCACCACUCGGGUGUGUAUCCCGUGCACGUGCAGCUGUACGAGGCCUGGAAGCAGGUGUGGAGCAUCCGUGUGACCAGCACGGAGGAGUACCCCCACCUGAAGCCGGCCCGCUACCGCCGCGGCUUUAUCCACAACGGCAUCAUGGUCCUCCCGCGGCAGACCUGCGGCCUCUUCACGCACACCAUCUUCUACAACGAGUACCCUGGUGGCUCUAGCGAGCUGGACAAGAUCAUCAAUGGGGGCGAGCUCUUCCUCACUGUGCUCCUCAAUCCUAUCAGCAUCUUCAUGACGCACCUGUCCAACUAUGGGAACGACCGCCUGGGCCUGUACACCUUCAAGCACCUGGCGCGCUUCCUGCACUCCUGGACCAACCUGCGGCUGCAGACGCUGCCCCCCGUGCAGCUGGCCCAGAAGUACUUCCAGAUCUUCUCCGAGGAGAAGGACCCGCUCUGGCAGGACCCGUGUGAGGACAAACGCCACAAAGACAUCUGGUCCAAGGAGAAGACGUGUGACCGCUUCCCAAAGCUCCUCAUCAUUGGCCCCCAGAAAACAGGCACCACGGCCCUCUACCUGUUCCUGGGCAUGCACCCGGACCUCAGCAGCAACUACCCCAGCUCAGAGACCUUUGAGGAGAUCCAGUUUUUUAAUGGCCACAACUAUCACAAAGGCAUCGACUGGUACAUGGAGUUCUUCCCUAUCCCCUCCAACACCACCUCCGACUUUUACUUUGAGAAAAGCGCCAACUACUUUGAUUCGGAAGUGGCGCCCCGGCGGGCAGCUGCUCUGUUACCCAAGGCCAAGGUCCUGACCAUCCUCAUCAACCCAGCGGACCGGGCCUAUUCCUGGUACCAGCACCAGCGAGCCCACGAUGACCCAGUGGCCCUGAAGUACACCUUCCACGAGGUGAUCACAGCUGGGCCCGACGUGUCCUUGAAGCUGCGGGCCCUUCAGAACCGCUGCCUGGUCCCCGGCUGGUACGCCACCCACAUUGAGCGCUGGCUCAGCGCCUUUCACGCCAACCAGAUUCUGGUCUUGGAUGGCAAACUGCUGCGAACAGAACCUGCCAAAGUGAUGGACACGGUGCAGAAGUUCCUUGGGGUGACCAACACUAUUGACUACCACAAAACCUUGGCGUUUGAUCCAAAGAAAGGAUUUUGGUGCCAACUGCUCGAAGGAGGAAAAACCAAGUGUCUGGGCAAAAGCAAGGGCCGGAAAUACCCAGAGAUGGACCUGGAUUCCCGCGCCUUCCUGAAGGACUAUUAUCGGGACCACAACAUCGAGCUCUCCAAGCUGCUGUAUAAGAUGGGCCAGACACUGCCCACCUGGCUCCGGGAGGACCUCCAGAACACCAGGUAGCCACGGCCACCACAGCCAGACUGAACGUAUGUGAUGGCCUGGACGGCCUGCCGCAUGCUGAGCCAGACUGACCUGCAGAGUGGGGAGCUGGGCCUGGGCUGGCCAGGCACUUCUGAGCAAUAUUCAGCUGAGGCCCAGGCAGGGCCAGAAGAAGAACCCAGGCAGGUCCACAAGCGCCUCGGAGCAUCCAGUGCUGGGUCUGUGGCCUCCAGGACCUCCCUAGCCACCAGAGGUCCAUUCUGUUCACGGCCUUCCGUGGGGAGGCCACUCCCUGUUGGUGGAAGGCCACUUCCUGGUGAGAGGGAGUCCGUGAGACUUCCUUUUCUGUCCCUCACUGUGUUCUACCGACCAUGCCCUCCCUUCAUCCCAUCAGGCCCUGCGACGGCAGGGUCUCCCCUCAGUAUUAGCUGCCAUAUUUUCCCUGUCCUCCAGACAAUAGGGAGAAGAGCCCAGCGGGGCCUUUUGCCAAACAGGGGAGAGAGACUGGAUGCUUCCCUCACUGUUUUGAGCCAGGCACUUCAGAGGGGUCAGCUGGGUACCCAGAGUCACUGGGCUGGAUGUGGGGGUAGCCACCUCAAGAGAACUCUGAACCUCUACACACAUUCUGGUUAAUACCUUCACAUCUCACUUUCCCUUUUGGGGAAAGAAUCGCUGAUUCCUACAGUAUCCACCCAGUCCUCAGGGCCUGCUUCAGGACCCUGGGGCACUGUCAUGCCAUUUGGACCCAGAGACCCAGGCCUCCCUCCCCCUGUUCCUCACCCUGGGAUAUGACAUGUGGUAUUUCCUGUGGUAAAAGACUGAGGCGGUUCAGGAGUCUGCCAGUAUACAUGUCCCAAUGUACAUAUGUUGUCCCCACGUCCAGCCCCAACCUUGGCCCCUGGCAGACACUGGGCAGCGUGGGUAAGACUGCCAUCCACAGCUUUGCCCCAGCUACCUGUGGCCAAGGGCUCCUAGAGACCCCCUUAGCCGCCCCCCCCCCCCAAAUACUAAGAAGCUAAAGUAUUUUAAUAUUUUGUUUUUUUUCUUGGUGCCAGAGUUUAUACCCUGGGUGCUGGGGUCGCACUGUGUUAUAUAUAUAUAUAAUGUGUAUAUAUAUAUAUUAUAUUUUU
Molecule: messenger RNA, 4328 nt
Organism: Zalophus californianus (California sea lion)
Lineage: Eukaryota; Metazoa; Chordata; Mammalia; Carnivora; Otariidae
Gene: NDST1
Product: N-deacetylase and N-sulfotransferase 1
Exons: 15
Coding region: 571-3219 (882 amino acids)
Cellular component (GO): Golgi apparatus
Molecular function (GO): deacetylase activity; heparan sulfate N-sulfotransferase activity
Source: RefSeq, a predicted model, not a curated record